Cimex lectularius (bed bug) is the source of this 984-nucleotide messenger RNA. RefSeq lists its product as uncharacterized. Gene Ontology annotation, biological process: DNA integration. The transcript has a single exon. Bases 1 to 984 code for a protein of 327 amino acids. Lineage: Eukaryota; Metazoa; Arthropoda; Insecta; Hemiptera; Cimicidae. Gene Ontology annotation, molecular function: nucleic acid binding. The record is from RefSeq and is a predicted model, not a curated record.
AUGGGCAAUUUACCAUAUGAACGCCUGAAGGUUGGUCGACCUUUCCUCAAUACGGAAGUGGAUUUCUGCGGCCCAUUUACUAUUAAAGCGAGUACCAUUAGGAAUGCAAAACUACAAAAGGCUUAUGUAGCUAUUUUUAUCUGCCUCUCAAAAUGUGUUCAUAUGGAGCUUGUUAAUGAUCUAACAACACAAAGCUUCCUAGCUGCUUUAAAGAGAUUUUUUGCAAGGCGAGGAAAGGCAAAAUUAAUGAUGUCAGAUAAUGGUACGAAUUUUGUAGGAGCAGCUCGUGAGUUGAAUCAAUCAAUCUGCAGAGCAAGACAAGACCCACAAGUAGCUAACUAUUUAGCCAGUGAAAAUAUUACCUGGAAAUUCAUACCUUCCCAAGCACCAGAAUUUGGUGGUCUGUGGGAAGCAGCAGUAAAAUCUUUUAAAUUUCACUUUAGAAGAGUAGUGGGAGACAAAAUUUUUACUUAUGAGGAACUAAUGACAUUUCUUGUAUUAAUAGAAUCAGUCUUAAAUUCCCGUCCUAUUCUUGCACUUAGUCCUAGUCCCAAUGACCUUGCACCUCUCACUCCUGGCCACUUCUUGAUAGGAGACUCCCUUACAUCUAUAGGUGAAGAGGAUCUUCAAGAGGCUAAACAGUCAACACUUCCAAGAUGGCGUAGGGUGCAACAAAUGUUCCAAUCAUUUUGGAAAAGAUGGACACAAGAAUACUUAUCCAAUCUACAAGUACGAACGAAGAUGCUAAAAGGGAACUGUAAUCUGCAAAUUGGACAGCUCGUUCUUUUAAAGGAUGAAAGGACACCUCCACUGAAAUGGCCUUUAGCAAGAAUCUGUGAGACGCAUCCAGGAGCUGAUGAUUUAAUUAGGGUAGUUACCCUAAAAUCUCGUAAUGGAGUCAUCAAGAGACCAAUAAAUAAAAUUUGUCCUUUGCCAUCUCGAAUAGGAAGUGAAGAGUCUCCAGAAGAAGAAGAAGAAAUUUAA